UGAUCAGACCAGAAGAGCAACAAGCUCAGUCAGACUGUGGAUUUACGGAAAGCACUUGACUUCUCCCAGUCAUCAUGCUUCGACAGUCCUGGUCCUUAUUGGUGUUACUGCUGUUUGGGGUUCAGGUUGCCAUUGUGGUAAGAGCUCACUCUGGAAAUAAUCUGGUACGACACAAAAGAGAGUGGGUUCUUCCUCCAAAGCCUUUGACGGAAAAUGUAGACUACACUCAAAAGGAAUCUAUUGCCAAGAUCCGAUCAGACUAUCAAACUGGGGGACAAACUAUUAUGUACUCCUUAGAGGGUCGAGGAGCAAACCAGUAUCCUUUUCAUGUGUUUGUGGUUGACCCUCGUACUGGUAACGUUCGGGUUACCAAAAUUCUUGACAGGGAGGAGAUUGACACCUACGAACUCAAAGGUAUUGCUAGAUACCCAAAUGGCACUGAAGCAGAGAAAGCCAUUGACCUACGUAUUAAAGUUGUAGAUCAGAAUGACAAUGCUCCAAACUUUGGUUCAUCUGUACUGAAAGCUACGGUGGAUGAGUGCAGUCCUACAGGGACUACAGUUAUGAUAGUCAAUGCUACCGAUGCGGAUGAAGAAAACACAAAGAAUUCUAAGAUUGCCUACUCCAUUAUAAGCCAGAAACCCAAUGCCUAUUUUGACAUGAGUACGGAUGGCUUUCUCGUUGUCAAGAGUGCUAUGUUGGACAGAGAGAAAGAAGACACAUACUUUCUAACUGUGAUGGCAAAAGAUUUAUAUGGUGAAGAAGGGGGACUCACUGCAACUGCCACUGUUACUAUAACACUUAAUGAUGUGAAUGACAAUCCUCCAACUUUGGAAAAAUCGGAAUAUGAGGGUGUCAUUGAGGAGAACACAGCUGGUGUUGAGGUGAUGAGGAUCAAAGCACAAGAUCUGGACGAGAGGGCGACGGACAACUGGGAAGCUGUUUAUGAGAUUGUCAAAGGCAAUGAGGCUGGAUAUUUCAGCAUAAAAAAUGAUCCCUUAACGAAUGAGGCAAUCCUAAUGCUUGAUAAGGCUGUGGACUAUGAGGAUGUAAAAAACCUGGAGCUAGGGCUAGCUGUAAAGAACAAGGCUCCUCUGUUUGCUGGAUCUGGUGCCAAUGGUGGAGCUAAUAUAGGUUUUGGAGGUGGGGCUGGUGGUGCCAGUGGUGCCAGCGGUGCCAGCGGUGCCAGCGGUGGCAGUGGCACCGGUGGUGCCACUGGUGCCACUGGUGCCACUGGUGCCAGUGGUGCCAGCGGUGCUAGUGGAACAACAUUUAAAACCUAUCCAAUCAAAAUCAAUGUAAAGAACCAGCCAGAAGGACCACAUUUUGAUCCAGCGGUCAAAGCUAUUCCCGUCACAGAAGGAGGCCAAUCUUUCACCAUGAAUCAAGUGAUUGCAAGUUAUCCUGCAACAGAUAAAGACACUGGGAAACCAGCGGAGAAUGUAAAAUAUGUAAAAGGAUCUGACCCCGAAAACUGGUUUACCAUUGACCCUAAGACAGCUGAGAUCAAACUGAUCAAGAAGCCCGACAGGGAGUCUACAGCACUGGUCAAUGGGACAUAUUUUGCUAAAAUACUCUGCAUCACAGAAGAUAUGCCAGCUAAAACAGCUACUGGCACUAUAGCCAUCCAGGUGGAGGAUUAUAAUGACCACUGUCCCACGCUGACCAGUGACACCAAGUUUAUGUGCACAUCAAAGAACAGUAUCAUUGUUUCUGCCAAAGAUGAGGAUGCAUUUCCUAAUGGAGCACCUUUUCAAUUUAUCAUUGUCCCAGAGGGCACAGAGGGAACUUGGCAAGUGGAGCACUACAAUGAUACUGCAGCUAUUGUGAGGACAAAGGAGAACAAGUGGCCUGAUGUCUACAACCUGAAGCUUCAAGUGAAAGACCAGCAGGGAAAGGCUUGUCAGGAACCACAAGAAAUUAAGGUGUAUGUCUGUGAUUGUGGGGAUGGAGUUGACUGUGCAAAAACAAUGAUCGGCAAAGAUCGGCCACAACCAAUAUUAGGAGCUGCAGGCAUCGGACUUCUUCUUCUGGGACUGAUGCUUUUACUAUUCAUUCCACUCUUGAUGUUCCUUUGUCAGUGUGGAGGUGCUACAAAAUAUAAGGACCUCUUUACCGAGGUGCCUUUUUCCACAAAGUCAUAUCUUAUUAACUACCACACUGAGGGCCAUGGAGACAAUGCGGAGGUUCCUUUGAUGAAUGCGCCACCACAGAGGAUUAUUGGCACAACUCAACAAGCUGUAGAAAUGGUACCAGGGGCAGGUUUGGAAAUGCAGCAAUCUGUUGCUUCCAUUAAUUUGGGCACCUUCCAAGGUGAGACGCAUUGGAAGGCGCCACUUCCUUCAAGUGGCCACAAAGAAGGAAUUUGGGGGAUGAACCAGUGGGAGGGCAGUGCCUUCUACUCAGAGUCCAAUGGCAGAGAGUCAAGAGGUAGAGGAUUUACUGAUGGCAUGAUUGCGACAGACAGCUUCCUGAAUAGUUACUACAACAAGGUUUGCAGUAGAGAUGAGAAUCCUGGGAUAAAAGAUGGUCUGUUGGUGUAUGACUAUGAAGGCCAGGGCUCCCCUGUUGGCUCUUUGGGCUGCUGCAGUUUUUUGGAAUCAGACAUUGACGUGCAAUUCCUUAAUGAUCUUGGACCAAGGUUUAAAACGCUUGCUGAGAUAUGUGGAGGCAAUACACUCCAAACUGAGAUAACACAGGUGGACACUUCUGUAACUAGUGCUUCGGUAAACAACAUUCAAAUGUCAGAGACAAACUUGGAGACAAGUCAAGAAAUGUCCUAUUCAUCCAAUGUGCCGCCAUCUAACUGCAGAACAGAGCAGACUUUAGUCAGUAAAACAAUGGCGCAAUCUGAAAUAAGGACGAGCAAGGCUGCAGUGGGGGAAGGGAUGAUUUCAGGGCAAACAGGGAUAGCACAUCAGAACCAGAUGCUCGUUUUAAACCAACAACAACCUGUCUAUUUCACAUCCACACCUGUGCUGCAGCCCAUGCAUUAUGUUGUUCAGCAGCCCCUUCAGAGUACCAUGAUACUAGCUGAGGCACCUGCCCCCAAUCUUCAGCAUAUGGUAGUGGUUAAUGGCACUGACAUUGGAGCAUCCCAGGGUGUUAUUGUUCAAGGUCAGACAAUGAUACCCAGUGCACAAACCCAGAGCUUUGGGACAGUGCUGGUGGACAGUAUGGGAAUCCAAGGAACCACUGGAAACUUGGUCUCUGGCGCCCAAAAUAUGAGUUUUGUUGAAGGCAAAGUCCCCGCAGGUUCCAUGAAAGUAUUAAAUGGGAAUCAGGCUAACCUCGUUCAUGGUGGUACUACAGUAAACAAGCUGUCAGAAUCUCAUACAAUCCGGAAAGUUGGGGAGUCAAACAGCAGAGGGCAGCAGCUUCAGAAUGGAAGAGGUUUGCUCCAAAAGAUUGAAGUCUCUGAGAUUCAACAAGUUAGUGGUGGUGCAUCCAAUGGCACUCAUGGCAGUGCAUCUUUCAAACACACUUAGUACAGCCCCCACCAAUAAAACUGUUGAGUAGAAUCAGAGAAAUUAACUAAGAAAUUCUGCCUGUAAAGGGGUCAAUAGACAUCUUUGGUGUGGUCUAAGGUGAUGGGAGCUUAUGUGAGGCAUGUACUAGAUUAAGCAUUAGUGGUCAAAAGUUGUUGUGUAGUUAGAAUUAGAUUUUAUGCCCUGUAAAUUUAGUUCAAAUAGCAUUUGAUUUUUUCUGGCAUAGCUUCUAAAUGUUGACUACCAAAAUUAGCAUGAGAUUAUAGACAUAUUUAGAAGCUUCUACAAUCGCCCUUGAGUUCUCCUAAACUUAAGAAGUUGGAAUCAAGUUAGAUAUAAGCAACACCUCAUAAAAGAUGGUCUUUUCAUUGCUAUCAACAAAGAUGAAAAUUGAAAAUUGAAAUUAUUGAAUUUCCUAACCUAAUUACAGAUGUGACAAAUGCUGAUUUUCAUACUUUUACUUCAAAGCAUUUUCCUUCUUUUCACUAUCAGUUUUUGUAUUCCUGCCUCAAAUAAUCCCACAUUGUUUAUUCUAUAUUUUAUAUUGAUUUAUUAUCACUAAUCUUUUGUAUUUAGUUUGUGUUAACAUAUUGCUAUCUGAAACACUUUUUCUCUCUACAAACAACCAUGUCAUUCCUUUGCUCAAGACUGGUCCUGGGAAUAAAGAACUCUUUCUUACACACACAUUCACACGCUCAAAUGGGGUACCAUAUAAGACAGACAUACUGGUUCUAAUAGGUGUUUUUUUAUCAUGCAUUGAUUAUUUUUGGGUCUAAAAAAAUCUGUUUUUAAGUUCCUUAGUCAAUAUUGUUGGUUAUACAAAUCCUUGUCAUAUUAUUAAAUAAUCAAAGUGAUGGAAAUGUGGGUGUUCCUUGUUAAGAACAAUGGUCAAAAUGUGUUUAUUAAUGUUGGGUCUUAAAAGAAAUGUAUGUUGACCAUGUCGCUAAACCCUGGUUGCAGCUAAAGAAAAAAAUUGCUAAUAAAGGUAUUUUACUCUUCUGUUUUACUUGUGUAUUUUUCCUUAAUUAUUGUUUUCCUAAUACCAAACACUGUAGUUAUUUUGUAAUUAAUGUAAAUUUGGAAGGUGUCCUCACUUUUUGAUGUUUGAGUGUAAAUAAACUGGACUGUUAGA
Fundulus heteroclitus (mummichog) is the source of this 4620-nucleotide messenger RNA. It is a transcript of the gene dsg2.1, whose product is annotated as desmoglein 2, tandem duplicate 1. The coding region runs from base 75 to 3488 and encodes 1137 amino acids. The record is from RefSeq and is a predicted model, not a curated record. Gene Ontology annotation, biological process: homophilic cell-cell adhesion. Gene Ontology annotation, cellular component: desmosome; plasma membrane. Lineage: Eukaryota; Metazoa; Chordata; Actinopteri; Cyprinodontiformes; Fundulidae. The transcript is spliced from 14 exons. Gene Ontology annotation, molecular function: calcium ion binding.